This is a messenger RNA of Parascedosporium putredinis, 2655 nucleotides long. NCBI's taxonomy places the organism in Eukaryota, Fungi, Ascomycota, Sordariomycetes, Microascales, Microascaceae. The record is from the annotation of a GenBank genome assembly.
AUGUCUUCUCGGCCGGAGCUCAAGGUCGACGAUGAACAUGGUUUUAUCCGAUUUUUCAAGUCCCUUCCCGAAGUUCACGAGGACACCAUAAGGAUAUUUGAUAGAGGUGAUUGGUAUACCUCGCAUGGAGAGGAUGCGAAUUUCAUUGCCAGAACUGUCUACAAAUCAACAUCCGUGGUGCGACACCUCGGUCGAAAUGACCAUACGGGUCUCCCUUCAGUUACAAUGACCGUUACGGUCUUCCGACAGUUCCUCCGAGAAGCCUUGUUCAAGCUCGGCAAGCGUGUCGAGAUCUGGUCCAGUCCCAACGGCCGCAUGAACUGGAAGCUCACCAAGCAAGCAUCUCCUGGCAACUUGCAAGAUGUCGAAGACGAGAUUGGCGGCCAAUUCGACUCGGCGCCCAUAAUACUGGCCGUCAAGGUUUCCGCCAAGGCCUCGGAGGCGAGGAGUGUGGGUGUCUGUUUUGCAGACGCUACGGUUCGCGAACUAGGCGUAAGCGAAUUCUUGGACAACGACUUAUACUCCAACUUUGAGUCCCUCCUCAUUCAGUUGGGCGCAAAGGAGUGCCUUUGCAAGUCGACAAGAUCUGGCGAGGUUGCUGAAAGAUCAGACAUCUGCCUCUACUCUCCCCAGACCGACCUAAAACUCGCCAUGGGGUCUGCUGCCGCUCUCAUUCAAUAUCUCGGUGUCCUCCACGACCCCUCCAACUUUGGCCAGUUCCGUCUUUAUCAGCACGAUCUAGCUCAGUACAUGAAGCUCGACGCUGCGGCCCUCAAGGCUCUUAACCUUGUUCCAGGCCCCCGAGAUGGCGCCAAGACUAUGAGCCUUUACGGCUUGCUCAACCACUGCAAGACGACCUCAGGAAGCAGGCUCUUGUCCCAAUGGCUCAAGCAGCCGCUGAUGAGCAAAGAGGAAAUCGAAAAGCGACAACAGCUCGUCGAGGCGUUUGUUGUUGAUACGGAGUUGAGACAAACAAUGCAGGAGGAACACCUGAGGGCUGUGCCUGAUCUCUAUCGUCUUGCCAAGCGAUUCCAGCGAGGCAAAGCCAACCUGGAGGAUGUUGUUCGAGCCUACCAAGUUGUCAUUAGAUUACCGGGGUUUCUCGGCACUUUUGAGGGUGUGAUGGAUGAGUCUUAUAAAGAUCCUCUCGACGAGGCUUACACUACUCCCCUUAGGGACCUCUGCAACAGCCUUGGGAAACUUCAGGAUCUCGUUGAGACUACCGUGGACCUUGACGCUCUUGACAGGCACGAGUUCCUAAUCAAGCCCGAGUUUGAUGAAAGCCUAAAGGUUCUACGGAGCAAGCUUGACAAGCUCGACCGAGCCAUGCAGAAGGAGUUUGAAGACGCCGCCGAUGACCUCGGCCAGGAGCCUAGGAAAAAGAUUUUCCUUGAGAACCACAAAGUCCACGGCUGGUGCAUGAGGUUGACGCGACAAGAAGCCGGCUGCAUCCGGAACAACUCGUCGUACCAGGAGUGCUCGACCCAGAAGAACGGUGUAUAUUUCACGACGAAGAAUCUUCAGAGCCUGCGCCGCCAGUUUGAUCAGAUGUCCCAAAACUAUAACCGAACCCAGAGCAAUCUCGUAAACGAGGUUGUCAACUGCGCUGCUUCGUACUGCCCUGUUCUGGAGAGGCUAGCUGCCGUGUUGGCUCAUCUGGAUGUCAUUGUCUCUUUUGCCCAUGUCUCCGUUCAUGCUCCCUCGGCCUAUGUCCGGCCCAAGAUCCACCCACGAGGCGAGGGACAGACCAUUUUGCGGGAGGCACGCCAUCCUUGCAUGGAAAUGCAGGAUGAUGUUCAGUUCAUAACCAAUGACGUGGAGCUCCUUCGAGGAAAAUCCGCCUUCCUGAUCAUCACCGGCCCCAACAUGGGUGGUAAAUCGACGUACAUUCGCCAGAUUGGCGUCAUUGCCCUCAUGGCCCAGCUCGGAUGCUUCGUGCCUUGCGAGGAAGCUGAACUCACCAUCUUCGAUUCUAUCCUGGCCCGUGUUGGCGCCAGUGACUCGCAGCUGAAGGGCGUGUCCACCUUCAUGGCUGAGAUGUUGGAGACUGCCAACAUUCUCAAGUCCGCCACAGCCGAGUCUCUCAUCAUCAUUGAUGAGCUCGGCCGAGGCACCUCUACGUACGAUGGGUUCGGCCUCGCGUGGGCCAUCUCGGAGCACAUUGUCCAGGAGAUCGGCUGCUUCGCCAUGUUUGCCACCCACUUCCACGAGCUCACGGCGCUCGCCGACAAGUAUGACCAGGUGCACAAUCUACACGUCACCGCGCACGUGAGCGGUAUCGGAAAGGAGAGCGGCGAGGCCAAGCGUGAAGUUACCCUCCUGUACAAGGUUGAGCCCGGCGUGUGCGACCAGAGUUUCGGUAUCCACGUUGCGGAGCUGGUGCGCUUCCCUGACAAGGUUGUGCGUAUGGCGAAGCGCAAGGCCGACGAACUGGAAGAUUUUACUACCAAGCAUGAGGGCCAAGGUGUCAAGUACAGCAACGAGGAUGUGGCCAAUGGCAGCGCGAUGUUGAAGGAGAUCCUCGUGAAGUGGAAGGACGAGGUCAAGAAUGGCGAGAUGACGCAAGAGGAAAUGGUGGCCAAGAUGAAGGAGCUUGUGAUGGCGGAUGAAAAGCUGCUGGCGAACCCUUUCUUCCAGUCUGUGCGGGCGUUGUAG